AGUAACCCAAAAAAAAAAAGAAGAAUUGAACAAAUUACCAAAACUUGCAAGUUGUAAUCCCAAUUCAUUAGCGUUUUGGUUGGAAGCACAUUCCACUAAGCUCUCCAUAUUUUUCUUUCAUUAUUGCUCUUCUUCUUUCCUGCAAAAAAGGGCAAUAAAAAUGGAAACCAUCAUCAUAUGUCCAAACUGCCAUAACCAAUUACAGGGGACACCAUGUUCCGCUGUUUAUCGCUGCCAGUUCUGCAAAGCCAAGAUUUCGGUGGAGAAAUGUGAGACUGUCCCAAAGGGACCUUUAAGCUUCCGUUGGACAACGAAGUUGUACGGAAGUGGUAGCCUUUGUUCUACUUCAGAUCAGAAACCAAAACCUAUGAUGUUCAGUACAUCUGGACAUCAGCCCAAGAAGGCUUUUCUUUGUGGAGUCAGUUACCAAAAGAAGAAGCACAAACUCAAGGGAACGGUUAAUGAUGUCAACAGAAUGAAGUCUCUUCUGGUUGAUAAAUUUUGUUUUCCAGAAAACGCUAUUCUUGUGCUUACAGAAGAGCAGAGUGACCCAAAUCUAACCCCAACAAAGAAGAACAUACAAAAGGCCUUGAGCUGGCUUGUGGAGGACUGCAAGUCAGGGGACUCCUUGGUCUUUUACUUUUCGGGGCAUGGACUACGACAACCUGAUUUUAGUCAAGACGAGAUUGAUGGGUACGAUGAAACUAUCUGUCCUUCUGAUUUUAUGACAGCUGGCAUGAUAUUUGAUAAUGAAAUCAAUACCACCAUUGUCAAGCCACUGAAAAAAGGUGCAAAGCUUCAUGCUAUUGUUGAUGCCUGUCAUAGCGGAACCAUUCUCGAUCUGGAGCAUGUUUACAAUAGCAAACAGAAAAGGUGGGUAAAUAACAAACCUCCAUCAGGUGUUAGCAAAAGUACAAAUGGUGGACUAGCCAUCUCUCUGAGUGCCUGCGCCGAUGAUCAAUUGGCUGCUGAUACAAGUGCCUUCACAGGAAACGAAAUGACAGGCGUCUUGACUUUCCUUCUGGUCCAAACAAUUGCAGAAAAUCCCAAUAUAACAUACGGUGAUCUACUCGAUAAGAUACAUGAGAAGAUUGUGCAAGCUAAUAAACAUGGAUGCCUCAAUGCUCCGUUCCUAAAUAAGCUGUUCCGUAGAAAAUUACUACAGGAAUGUCAACUAUCAUCUUCAAAGGAGUUUGACGUUGAUAAAGAGGUAUUCAAGUUAUAGACGAGUGCAGAGGAGUUCAAGUCAUUCGAUUCAUCGAUGCACGAGCAUUGGUCCAAACUUUUCCAAUUUACUUUCAAAGAUCCAUCAAUUGCAAACAACCCCAAUAACCAAGCCGCUUUUCGGUGGAAUUAUAUCAUUAGCCCUCCAUAAUUUGGAGUUUUCCAAUUCGAGAGUUUUAAUUUUCUCACCUUGGAAAUUCCAUUUUUAUCUAGGCCAUUCGGAGAACGUUUAUCUUUCACUCGAGCUUUCAAAUUAAUUACUUUUCUUAGCAAGGUUUUCCUUGCUUAAGUUGUUUAAUUUUACCUUUAUCAUAUAUAAGUUGUAAGCCUUAGAGCUGGAGGUUUCAUUAAUAAUAUUGAGUUUCUUUAAGAGAGAAAAUCUCGUCAUAAUUAUAGAAGAGGUUUAGUGUUUUUAGCUGCAACAUU
Molecule: messenger RNA, 1650 nt
Organism: Rhododendron vialii
Lineage: Eukaryota; Viridiplantae; Streptophyta; Magnoliopsida; Ericales; Ericaceae
Product: metacaspase-1-like
Exons: 5
Coding region: 161-1225 (354 amino acids)
Biological process (GO): proteolysis
Molecular function (GO): cysteine-type endopeptidase activity
Source: RefSeq, a predicted model, not a curated record